UCACCAAACUGUAUAAAAAGUGUACAAUUUAGGUGAUCUGUGGCUUAUAUUGACGUGACCCCCAGUACUGGACAUGUAUUCUUCUGGAACAACAAGAAAAUCGUUUACCCACGUGUAAUACACCUCCAACUAUUGUUCUAUAUGAAGAUUAAAUUCAUAUGACGUACACCGUCACGGAUUACAAUCGCACAAAUAAGUAUUUAAAGUACUAUAGAGCACUCUGCUGGCAAUAGUACGCAUUGUACUUACUCGAACAAAUUAUUGGAUUCUCCAAACCUCACAAUAACAGUACAAUUGAGGUUCUCAUUCACAGAUUUAAUUUGCAGUCUUGAAACGUAGUGCCCAUUUAAUUUCUGCUACACUUUUGACGCCGGGCGAUAGUUCGCCCCACAAAUUUUGUAUGCGGUUAUGUAGGUACAUGUAUGUGUGAUUUUGCGUUUCCGUUGAUACAGCGAGACGUGUGUCGAGUUUAGGCUACGUAUAAUGGACUUCGCGGAAUAGACUGACGUUUGAGUUUAGGUAUGGAUCGAACUAAAACGCUAGAAGACAAUCUAAGGGAAGCAUCCUGUAUUGGAGACAUUGAAGGAGUAGAAGAAUUAUUAAAGAAAGGGACUAAUGUUAAUGCCAAGCAUGAUAUUAAUGGAUGGACUCCCUUGCAUUGGGCAGCAAAACGAGGGCAUAAGGCAAUUGUCAGCAUGCUACUUACAAAUGGGGCAGAUAUAACAGCUGUUACAGCAAAAGGAGAGACACCUGCAGAACUUAGCAAUAAUCCUGAAGUUCAUAAACUAUUAGGAAUGGAACUUGGAGGAACUACAAUUUCAGCUGAAUCCAGUCCAAAUCUUCCUAUUACACCAUAUUAUUUGAUACAUCAGCCACUGAAUGGAAGAGUGGAUGUUUGUACAUCAACAUCAAUAAGGAGGAAUAUGGAAGAGGCACAAAAACACUGCACACCAGUUAUAAGUUCUGCUGUUAAACCAGGCCCCCAGACUGGAGGUUCUACUCAGAAUGAUGAGCUAGUAUUGAAGAUACGUGCUGCCAAUUCUGGUGACCCGGACUUCAUUGAAGUAGAACUUCCAAGAACUGAACUCUCAUAUUCCCGACUGCUAAGAGUAUGCUGUGAAGAGUUGGGUAUUAGUGCUAAUCAGAUCGUACGUGUCCGUAAGCUUCCAGACACACUUGUGCGUAAGGACAAAGAUGUACAACGAUUUCAGGACUUCCAGGAAAUUGAAGUUGUGGUUGCAGCAUCAGCUGGAAAGAAUAAGAUUGUACCUGGAACCAAUGGCCUCAUUAGUGCUGGAGGAAUGGGUGGAGGAAAUAUCAAUGGUUAUCAGUCUAUAUCUCUUUACAAGAACCAAACAAUCCUGUAUUAGGCUCAUUUGCAUCAUUCUCCAGAAUAGGUAUGUUGAAUGAAGAAACAGUACUGGAAUUGAAAAGUUAACAAAUUCACAUAAUUCUCUAAUUUCUAUGUACUUUGAAAGUACUCUUCAUCUAUGUGCCAUACUAAAUGAAGAAGUGUGUAAAACCUGGAAGUUCUGUGACAUGAUAUAACUAACAUAUUUUACUGCAUAGUAAAGUUGAUCAUAAAUGUCAAUGAAAUUACCUUUUGCCAAAUUGUUAAAAGUGUUAUAUCAGUUUUAUUCAUACAUUAUGUAGGGACUGAGGCUUACAUCUGUGAAUAAUCUUAUAUUGAAUACUCUUAAUUUUCCACUACUUACAGUCACUGAAUAUUCACAUUCUUAUAAGGUUGGGAAACUGUUGGAAGUGUCACGAUGGAAACAGUGAGAAAACAAAAGGGGAUGACUGAAAAGUCAAUGUGUACCUUAAAUCCAUUGGAAUGCUUUGGUAUUGGAAGUGUUAAAGACCACAGUUUUGUUAACAGUGUUGGUUACAAUAUAGCUUACUUUACUGUAUUCUGCUUACAGUAAGUAUUCUAAUCACUUUUUAUUUACCUUUAAAAUGUAGAUAUCUGUGAAUGUUACCACAUGAGAGGUCUACAUAAUCUUUAUAAAUACAUACAUGUUAGAUAUGAAGAGCCACUGUAUCAAAAAUGUCUCAUCCCAUAAAAUUAAUGUGUGAACAAAAUGUUUCUUAUCUGAGUUCUACAGAAUUUUUGCAGUUUUAAUGAAACAUUGUCAGUAAUUCUGGUAUCUGAGUAAAAAGGUAUACAUAACUGGCCAUUAUGGUUCUGAUGUAUUAUUUUAGGCUUGUAAUAUGUUUAUACAACUUUAUUAAUGAAUAUAAGAGAUUUUUUAUAGUUGAAAUUGAAGAUAUAGUUAAAGUGGCAGUCUAAAAGCAUAUUACCUUUGAAUAUGAUCAUAGUUUUUCCAUAAUUUCUAUUGCAUCACUAGUUUGUUGUUCUUUUCUUCUCCAUCUUCUAUUUCUUUCUGUUUCUUGUUUUUCCUCUUAACAAAUUUCAGUUUCUUCUUCUCAGGCUCACCAUUUGGCUUGCUAGUAGCCUGUAAAUUAUGUACAAAUAAGGAAAUAUGAGACUCAUAUAGAAUAAAAACAACUCUAAUUUACAAAGGUUCUGUUUGAAACCAAUAAAAAUAAAGUUUGUCUUCAACAUGAACUUUUUACAAAGGAGUUCAUGAUUGUCUCUUACUUUUAUGAAUGAUAUUAUCAAUUAUAAACAUAAUUUCUCACUGCAAAUGUUAUCAGUAAUUAAAAAACAGAAUAAAACGUGCAUCACAUUUCUUACUAACAUUCAAUCCACAGCAUGGGGAUAAUGGACGAUACUCUUUAACAUCGAAUGCAUAUUCUGUAAUGACUCAAGUCACAAACUGUACGUCAUUUGAAGGUUAAAAACAAGAAUAAAGUAAUUGAACAAUA
This is a messenger RNA of Zootermopsis nevadensis, 2829 nucleotides long. NCBI's taxonomy places the organism in Eukaryota, Metazoa, Arthropoda, Insecta, Blattodea, Termopsidae. The record is from RefSeq and is a predicted model, not a curated record.